Chenopodium quinoa (quinoa) is the source of this 774-nucleotide messenger RNA. RefSeq names its product DNA ligase 1-like. The coding region runs from base 1 to 774 and encodes 257 amino acids. NCBI's taxonomy places the organism in Eukaryota, Viridiplantae, Streptophyta, Magnoliopsida, Caryophyllales, Amaranthaceae. The record is from RefSeq and is a predicted model, not a curated record. The transcript is spliced from 8 exons.
AUGACUCCAUUUCCAAGCAAGCAAAAAGAAGUUCAACCAGAAGCGCAAAGCAAUCCAGAAAAGAAUACUCCUGACAAAAAGGACAAAAAUGAAGUUGAUCAAAGAAGAACAAGAGGAAAAAAAGGUCCUAAAAAAGAGAAAAGCCCUAAGGAGAAAACUGUGGAAGAUGUCUUUCCAAAGACAACAAAUCUGAAAGAUGGGCAAAAGCAAGACAUGCCAAAGCCUAAAGAAAUGAAAGAUACAACUGCAAAUGAAAGACUAAAAAAAGAUGUUCUGUUGGAUGCAUCUGAAAAGGGAGGCCAGAAGGAGGUUUUUAAGCCUGAUGAAGAAACCCAGAAAAAAGGUGCUCCUGUUGAAUAUGUUGCAGCACCUCUUAAAAUAAUGCCAGGUGCUCCUGUUGAAAAAGUUGUACAAGUUGGAAAAAAGAAAACUGCCAAAGAAGUGAAGAAAACUUCUAAGGUUGCUGGCAAAAGAAAAAGCAGUUGUCAGCCUUGCCAAGAAAAAUGUUGGGAAGAGGAAAAAAAAAUACAAGAAGUAUCAUCUGAUGAACCAUCUCAAGAUCCUACUGAUGAAAGUUCAACUGACAGUGGAGAUGAUAGUGAAGAGUCAAUAUAUAAAGCUGAAGCAAAGCCUUUCAGUGAGGAAGAUAAUGAGUUGGAGGAGGAGGAGAAGGAGGAGGAAAUAAAUCUAAAGAAGAAACAGGCAAAAAAUGGGAAGGCACAGAAGUUAGUAAAGGCAAAGGCUGAAAAGGGGGAGCAACAAUUGGUAGUGUAA